CCAGGACUUCAGGGACUGAUGAAGCUGGCCAGUUAAAGAUUUCCAGGCGCAAAAUCAGACUUUGAUGAUCCAAGCAUCAGGGAUGAGCCACUGGAGGAUGCAUGAGGAGGCUUGGAUAAGCCUCAGAUGAUGCUCCUGCCCUCCCCUCUCCCAGUUUGAUGAAGAAGGCUCUUUUUGCUGUUAUUAAUGUCGUGGUUGCCCAUCUCCUAAUGUCACAUUCUGUGUCAUGUUGAGCGGAGUGGGAGGAGAAGCCGUUAGCAUGCGGGGAUGAGGGCAGGCCACUGAUCCCACAGACCUACUCCAAGAAACCAUGGCAAACACCUCAGUAUGGUCAACUGAUGCCAACAUCUCUGUGGACGUUGAUGGGGACUCCACCCCAUGCAUUCCCUGGAGGAGCCAGGGCUCUCGUGCAGCCCUUUAUGCAUUCAUCAUGGCCGGGAUAGCCUGCACCGUGGUGGGAAACUUCCUGGUUGUGCUUGCCAUCGCCUACUUCAAGCGGCUGCAGUCGCCCACAAACUCCUUCGUCAUGUCGCUGGCCGUGGCUGACUUCCUGGUGGGCCUCAUAGUCAUGCCCUACAGCAUGGUCCGCACGGUGGAGGGCUGCUGGUACUUUGGGCCUAUCUUUUGCGAGGUCCACUCCAGCCUGGAUGUCAUGCUCUGCACCGCUUCCAUCUUCCAUCUUAGCUGCAUCGCCUUUGACCGCUACUACGCCGUCUGCAACCCGCUGGUGUACACCUUCAAAAUGUCCCGGGCCAGAGUAGGCCUCCUCAUCGUGGUCUGCUGGGUGGUACCCUUGUUGAUCUCCUUUGGACCCAUAAUGCUGGGCCUGCACAAGGCGGGCAUCGACAUCCAGCUGCCUGAGGGCAUUUGCGCCUUCCUGGUCAACCGGGUCUAUGCUGUCAUGGCCUCUUUGGUGGCCUUCUACCUGCCCAUGUUCAUCAUGCUGGUGGCCUACUGGAAGAUCUACAAGGCAGCCAAGCGGCAGGCCAUGCAGAUCAGUGCAAUGGAGCACCAGAUGACUGUGCAAGGCCUGGGCUCGACAGGCAAGAAGCAGAAGCAGCGGCAGAACUCCAUGAGGCGGGAGAGGAAGGCGGCCAAGACCCUGGGCAUCAUCAUGGGCGUCUUCCUUUUGUUUUGGCUGCCCUUCUUCACCACCAAUGUGAUCGACCCCUUCAUUGAGUACCGGACAGCUGGGGUGGUCUGGGAUGUGUUUCUCUGGCUGGGAUAUGUGAAUUCCUCCCUCAACCCUUUUUUAUAUGCCUUCUUCAACCGGUCCUUCCGACGAGCCUUCUUCAUGAUCAUGGGCUGCAGAAUUUGUCUGGCCGGUUCUCCGCCCAGUAUCGAUCUUUCUCUUACUAAGAGGGACGCUAAUGGGCAGAUAGAAAACCAAUAG
Messenger RNA from Conger conger (European conger), 1393 nucleotides. Its product is annotated as 5-hydroxytryptamine receptor 4. Gene Ontology annotation, molecular function: G protein-coupled serotonin receptor activity. Gene Ontology annotation, cellular component: plasma membrane. The record is from RefSeq and is a predicted model, not a curated record. Gene Ontology annotation, biological process: chemical synaptic transmission; regulation of appetite; adenylate cyclase-activating adrenergic receptor signaling pathway. The transcript is spliced from 3 exons. Lineage: Eukaryota; Metazoa; Chordata; Actinopteri; Anguilliformes; Congridae. The coding region runs from base 311 to 1393 and encodes 360 amino acids.